GUAACGCCUCACCUAACUCGCGCUAGCUGUGCGAACAGAUGAUACAGCAUUGCGCGGUAUGAGCUCAGAAAUGGAACAAAAGAAAUCAUCCUAAAACAGGGAAUGGUGGGAGCACGGAUGUGGAAAGUAUAGAAGUUAUUUUGAACCCAUUAGCAAAGGCAAAUCAUUAUUUGGGCCCUGAUUUAAAGGGUAGUAUUUUGGCAAAUGUGCUGUAAGCGCGUUGCUCCCCACCAAAGCCAGCUACAGGGGAGGGACUGCCGAUUUCUCGACUUUGCAGCUCUGAAUGAAGGGGAGGGGGUCCGUAGACCGAAAUUGAUGGUAGUGGGCUACUGAGGAAGACUACUCCUCUUGAUAUUAAAGGCAAAAUACACAUUUCAGUCGAACACAGCAGAGUUGGUGAAACGGGACGGUGGUGAAACAUGGAGAUGUCUGAGGGGCUGUCACAGCAGGAGAGACUCCAGGCUAUAGCGGAGAAGAGGAAGAGGCAGACAGAGAUUGAGAAUAAGAAGAGGCAGCUGGAAGAUGACAGGAGACAGCUCUCUCACCUCAAGCAAAAAUCCCUGAGGGAAAGAUGGCUGCUGGAUGGAGCUGCUGGCUCGGAGCAGGACGAGGCCAAGAAACAGCUUGCGGAGGACGAGGCCAAGCUCAAGGGCAUGGAGGAGAACAUCAUUAGAAUGGAGCAGGAACUGGAGGUGCUGGAGACGGGUGUGUCGGCGACCUCUACCAAAGAGAGCCUGACAGACGCAGCAACGAAGGAGGAAGCCAAGACAGCAGACAACAAAGCUCCGGCAGGCACUGUGCACGAGGUCAAGGGAGUUACAGAGGUCAAGGAAGUAGUCAAAGUGCACACCAGCCCUCAUCUGGAAAUGUCUGGAGGUGCCUCAGAUAGGAUGAGAGCAGAGGUCAAGGAAGUGCUCAAAGUGCCCAACAGCCCUCGUCUGCACAUGUCCGGAGGUGCCUCAGAUAUGACGAGAGCAGCAAUGUACUCAGUAGAGAUCACCGUUGAGAGGGACAAUGUCACGGGCGAGACUAAGGUGUUGUCCACCAACACCCUACUGCCCAUUAACCUCUCUGGGCAAGGGGUCAAGGUGUAUGAGGAUUACCAGAAAGUGGUACACGAGGUGAACGGGGAGAACGGGGUCCACCAGCUCAGCGCCAAUGAGGUGGACGAGCUCAUCCACAAAGCCGACGAGUCCAUGAUGAGCGACGCCACCACCGCUGGCACCACCUCCACUGCCCCCGUCGUCCCCACCGAUGCCGAGUUAGCCGCGGAGCAGCAGACGACACCACAGAAGGAGAUCACUGGCAUGGAGGCCAAGGCGGGCGGCGCCAGUCCCCAGCCAGGUGGAGGCGAGGUGGAGGCCAGUGCUGAGAACCCCGUCACCAUGGUGUUCAUGGGCUACCAAAGCGUGGAGGAUGAGGCGGAAACCAACAAGGUGCUGGGCCUGGAGGGCACCGUCAAGGCCCAGCUGGUGGUCAUCGAGGACGGCGAGGGCAAGAAUGUGACGGUGGGGCCCAACCCCGCCACUGUGACCGUCACCGAGGGAGGCACCAAGGAAGAGCAGUCGCCCCCGCCCAACGGCAGUGCCGCCGACCCCGUUAAGACCCCCCAGGAGAAGGCCCCCGUGGGGGAGAAGGGGGGCGAGCCAGAGGGGGGCGCCACUGAGCUCAACAAUAAGGAAAAGCAGCCCUGCAAGUGCUGCACCAUCAUGUGAGCCACCGUUGUGUCGCCGCAUUCCCCCCGGGACUUGACUUUUCAAGGAGAAAUGACAAACCAACAACAACCAUAGCGUGAAAAAAAAACAACAAAAACUCACCCCUUUCCCGUUAGCCCCCCUCCCGACAAAAAAAGGCAUAAAUGUUCUGUAUCUUUUGAUAGCCGGCUGUUGUUUCCCAACUUCAUUUUCAUCUCUUGUUUUAUAUAUUUCAUUUCAUUUUUCUCCUUUCAUUCUUUUAACUUUUGUAUGAUUUUGGGUUGUGAUUAAAACGGAUGGCGCCAAAGGCGAGCCAUCCCUGCGUUUUCACACUUUGAGGUUUCUGAGGGAGAGAGGAGAUAUAAAAGGAAAGAUAGAGGGAGAGAAAGACAGAGGAACUGGUUCGUUCACACACCCAGCAUUGUCCAACAAGCUUUUUUUUUAAUGACAUCUCUAAUACACCCGUCAUGAGUUUUGUAAUCUUAACUUUCUGUAUGAAGGACAGAUAUAUGUCUCUAUAUAUCUAAAUAUAUAAAUUCUUUAUUUUAAAGAUAUAUUUAUUUGACUUUUUUGAUUUUUUGAAAAAGCCCUGACAGAAGCAUGUUAUACAUUGUGCUUUCUGUCCUCUGCUAGUGCAUUUUAGAUAAAAACAUGGGGAAAUAUGUAUGACUGAUGAAGCUGUUAGAGAAUUCUCUUGGAUUUUGUUUUCCAGAAAGAAAAAAAAAAGAAAAGGGACUUUGGAAUUUCUGAGACUGACUCCAACCACACUGCUAUUUGAAAGUGACAUGCAAUGAGACGUGAUAUUGAUGACAUCAUUGUACUGUGUGCGUGUGUGUGUAUGGAUAUCCGUGCGUGGGUGUAUGAGCAUGCAUGGAUGUGUGUUUGAAUGUGUGUGUGUUGGAUUACAAUGGCCUCAUUGGUCCUUAUAUCAUCCUACACUACACUACCCACAAUCCCCAUCACCUUUUUUCUUUCUGGAAGAAAAAACAAUACUCGCUUAUUUUUUUUGUCAUUUUCCUGCGCCCAAAUCAACUACACUAGUUCGACAACACUAGUAAUGAAUUGAAUAACAUGCGUGAAGGUCUUUCAUACCGAAGCUUGAGACUGAUGAAAUGAAUGCCCCUGUGUAAGCCUUGACGUUUGUGUGGUUCACCCCCACUUAACUACAUUACCAAGAAUACAACUACCCCUUUAAAAUAAAUAAUGCCUUUGUGAUAACAGUAUUAACUAUUUUUCCUUUAACUCAAUGACAUAAUCCAAGCUCUGGCUCCUGAUGUGAUGACCUACCAACAACUGUGUUUUGAUAUGAUGGUCGGCCUGGACAGGCCCUUCCAACGUCCCAAAGAUUUUCAGUUGGAUAUCAACUACUGUGGAAUUGGUGCAUAGAGCAUAGUCUGUUGUUUUCAACCUUGGCACAGCAGCGCAUAUACUAAACUGUGUUGCAAAUACUGUAAGAAGUUGCUCCAUUCAGACUUUUAGGAGGAGUGCCAUUUGGAGGGGGUUGGGGGUCAUAUUGUAUGUCGACCUCAGAGUUGGUGUGGAGGAGCUUCACUUUAAGAGUAUUUGGUUUCCUGUUUUCCUGUUUGAACUCUACUGUUAGGCCCUAGUUUUGUCAUUUAAGGGAAACAAAACCAAACAAAAGUUGAAGUAGGCCUACUUUUCAUUUUUCAUUCAGUGUAUCUAUCUGUCAACAUGCUAGACUUGAGGCAAAAAGCAUGGAAUUUCAACAUUUUUACAGUCCUAGAAGUUGACAGAAUCCUUUUCCACAGGGAGUGGCAAAUUUAGCUCCAAAUUCAAUGUUGCAAUAAUAUUUUUAUUUUCCUCACAGAUAAUUUGUUUUGCGGUGUAGCUCAAAUUGAACAGCUGUAUUUUACUUUUGUGUGCGUUUUUGCUGCAUUAUGGGUGCCUGUAGCUAUAGAAUAUCUUGCUUCUUACUUAUUUUUGCCAUCUUGGAGCCAAAUUUCCAGCUGAGCUGAGGGUCAUGUUAUUAUUGUCCAGUGUAUUUUUCCAGUGGUGAGUUGAGUCAGUUGAGUUGAAUUGGUCAAGCUAGGAGCCAGAUCUUUUCAACCGACGCACUGACACGUGGACCAAGUAAACGUGGUCCAUGUAAACGUGGUCCAUGUACUAUUCGCAUGCGGAAUAAAACAAACAUUUUGUUUUCAAAGAUGGCUAAAUAGUGGAUGGUCUGCGUUAUCUUGAAGUGAGUCAAAGGUGUGAGUUCUCUCCAGCAAGAGGUUGACUGACCUUGGGUAAUGUUUGCCUAAUCCUCGUUUAAUAUUGUUCCAUGUGCAUUUGUACCUAUCCAUUGAUAUUUAUAGAGCUCUAUAGGUUAUUUUAACAGUGUAUGUCAUUGGGCUCCCGAGUGGGGCAGCGGUCCAAGGCACUGCAUCUCUGUGCAAGAGGGCAUCACUACAGUCCCUGGUUCGAAUCUGGGCUGUAUCACAUCCGGCUGUGAUUGGGAGUCCAAUAGGACGGCGCACAAUUGGCCCAGCGUCCCCGGGGUAGGCCGUCAUUGUAAAUGAGAAUUUGUUCUUAACUGACUUGCCUAGUUAAAAGAAAGGUUAAAUAAACGUCUUUGUGAGGGUUCAAAUCAAGAACAGGAUGGACAUAGAAAAAUAAAAUAAAAAUCUGAUAACAAGGUCUGAUAAGCCUUGUCAGAAUAAUGCUGGUAAAUCCAGUACAUUGUAGAAAAAAACCAAAUGGAACAUCUAUUCAUUUCAUCGUGUAAAAUAUAUCACGAAACAAAUGUAUUUUGCCAAUCCCCUUCAAUCCCACCUCCUCCUGUGCAUUCAAAUGGGCAGGGCAAUCAUUGAUAUGCCGACACCUUCUCCAAUAUGCUGCAUCCAGCAUGGAGGAAGGAGCAGAAAAAGCUGAGUCAGUGUACAGUCAAUGUACGGUCAGUGUACGGUCAGUGUACACAUGACAUGGCCUGACUCUCUAGACUGCUCUUUGUCUCUGUGAGUGGGCGCUGGUCACGACGAGGGCACAGACAUGUGCGUUACUCUAUAGGACUGUCAGCAUGGGGUGUUGGUCUAGAAGCUGUCCCGACAAAAACACUGCCUUCGAUCCGUUCAGGCAUCACUGAAGACCAGUCCUCGUCAAGUCAUAUUCCCACACUGCUGGAUCCAAACCUAUGCAAGAACUCCCAUGCUAACGAAUCACCAUAGGUAUAGCAUAUAGGACUGGAUAAGAGGCUUUAAGGUCAUCAGUAUAUUACACAAAAUAAUUAUCUAAAGGGCCAAGCAUUGAACCAUGGCCCAUCCCUUCCUUUGUAUGUGUUUAUAUGAUUAUGCCUUUUUAUUUCUGAAAUACUUUCUAGCUAACAGCUCACUACAUAUACAGUACAUGUGGCUCAGUGGCUGUUGGUUGGCAUAGGUUCGGUUGGUCCAUUUCAAUAUUAAAGGUGGGGAAAAGGAUUUCAUAUGUUGGCACUGCCAACUUGGUUGCACAUGACAUGCUGGGAUGGCUAAAUGUGGGUGGUGUGUUUCUGUGGUGCUAAAUCAUUGAUACUGUCAUAUCUGACUGCCGAAGAUGAGAUAUUAUGUUAGAUAUUAUUUUCUGCGACUUGUGUUUUAAGAAAAUCACAGAUAUUUCUAUUUGCAGUGAAAUAUGGUGACACUUAAGUUGAAGAAGACAUGCAUGAUACCUUCCUAAUAUGACGAUAGAGGAAAGAAUUACUUGCCACUUUCGGAAACAAGAUGACACUGUUAAUCGUAUUUGCUCCAUUGGUGCAGCACAUUUUGCUCCAUCAACUUUGAGCUUAAAGGUAAACAAAUGUCAAUGUCGUUCUUAUGAAGGGUAAUGAAUGCCAAAGCCAUUCUUAUCAGGGGUAACGCAUGGACACCUCCACUCGAAGUGCCCUCACUGAGCAGAAGCGGGAGUCAAAUGCAGGGUCAAAUAUUUUUCUAUGCCUAAUGUCUUAGGUUAGGAUAGGGGUAUAGGGUAAUCCGAUCCUAGAUCUAUGGUGAAGGGUAACUUUUACCUCGAGCUCCUGUUGAAUACCCAAUACCCUUCCUUCUUUGGCUCCUCCCUCUUGGUGAGCUUGGUGCAGCGGCAGUGAGGCUUGUCGCCCCUGGCAACCCCAGCUCCUCCCACUCUGCACUGCCUGCACCGUGGUGCAUUGCUUGCUGUUUGGGGUUUCAGGCUGGGUUUCUGUAUAGCACUUUGUGACAUCGGCUGAUGUAAAAAAGGGCUUUAUAAAUACAUUUGAUUGAUUGAUGACUCUGCAGCAGCACCCCCUGUUGGUUCUUAUCAAUAUUUACAUUCCAGUUCUGGCUUUCUCUCUCUCUACACACCCCCAAUGCCUUGUAGUCUGGCCCCCGGCCAGGCAUAUUUUUUGUAAAUGCAUAUAUAAAUAUCUACAUAUAAAUGUCUUUGUGCAAAACAAAAUGUCUGUCGCUCUCUCAUCCUCUAGUGUAGACUCAUAGAUCCCUGUCCCUUCCCCAGUGACUCUGCGCUCAUGGCAGUCAGUCAGUGGAGGGCCCAGGUAAUAGAGUGAGUGCCCACAAACUGCUGCUUUCGUAUUGCUUUGUUAGUUGUGAAGGUCUGCUUUCUUACAAAUUGGAAAGUGCUGUAGAGGAAAGUGUUUGAAAAGACAAAUAAAAAUGUGAUGUGCUUCAAAGGUC
Molecule: messenger RNA, 6319 nt
Organism: Oncorhynchus mykiss (rainbow trout)
Lineage: Eukaryota; Metazoa; Chordata; Actinopteri; Salmoniformes; Salmonidae
Product: paralemmin-1
Biological process (GO): regulation of cell shape
Cellular component (GO): membrane
Source: RefSeq, a predicted model, not a curated record